CAUGUUUUGGAAACAUGUCUGUAGUCGGAAAAUUCUCUGCUUUUUGUGCAGCGACCCUCAGUGUAUAAUGACUGUCUCAUGGAGAUGUCAACCUAGUCAGACAGAAUCAUUGAAAUGCUCAGUUUUAGUUAACAGGCGCAACUUUUAUCAGACUUUUAAGCACCUGCCUUUUCCUUGUUUUGCAGUUCUGAAUAUGAAAGACUUUGGUUCUCUAUUUGACGUUAGCAAAUAUUCCUAAGUGGUUGAUAAAUUAUUGAAGCACCAUUAAUGGGAAAUUUAAUGGAGGGAGGCCAAGCGCAAAAAGUCGAGGUCUUCAAUAUCAAAAUGAAUUUUCCACUGCAAAACUAGUUAAUAUUCUUAAUAGGAAAUAAUGUUUACUGCUUUCUUUUUUGUUUUGAAUAUAAACAUAUGCAAUAGCAGCUUAAGAGAGUGAAGCUUCCGUUCUAACAGAGGCGAGGCGAAGCGAAGCUGAGUUAGAAUUACCACCACUGUAAAACUGUUCGAUUUGCUUCAAUUAUAUGAUAUAAGGCAUUAUUUCGCUUUCAUUUGCAUCGAGAAAUACACUAAAAUUCAGAGCCCAUUUUAUACCAUAAGGGCUGUACUAAUUGUGUUGCUUUGCUUUAAACUGGGCUCUGUUCUGUUUUUGGAAGACACAUCUCCAUGUAAUCAAUUGCACUCAGUCGAGGAGGAAAUUGGCCAGAUUUGACCUUGGGCAGACCAACUCUUUCAUGUUGCAUUUCUCAUCGCAGAAGCUUCCAAAAUAGUUGAUUAAAAAUAAAGAGAGAGAAGAGAGAAAGGGAGAUAAUACUGUUCCGCAGAUGAUUUGUUUCAACCGACUGUUUGAAGCAAAUGUCGGAAUGAAAUGCUAUAUUGCCUCCUUGUCUAUCAGUUCAGCUAUCGCGGCUCUGUAAUUCCUAAUUUAAUUAACUUACUAUUUAUUUCCUUUUACUUUCCCACAAUUUGCUACCUCAUUCCGGCUCAACUUCUGCCGUGAUUUUUUUUAUAGCUUUGUAAAUAUUUUAUUUACUUUUAUGUUGAAAUGGAAAAUAACUUUGUCGACCACUUCGACCUGUUGGUGCGUGCGGAGGUGACGAUCGAGGACUACUUGUACGUGCAUGGCAGUGCCACCUCCCCAGUCGCCUCGAGAGUGGACGAACUGAAGACAGUGCGCAAACACCUGGACACCAUCAUCAACACCGCCACACACAAGGCCCCCAAGGGAGACUCCAAGAGUUACCAAAAAUCUCUGCUACUCGAAGCGAAGAUACUGAUGAUGAAGUUGCUCUACAUCUUCGGAGAAAUGGACAGUAUAGACAACUACUUUGUAGAGAGUGAUCUAGACGCGGCAGUGACUCAGUUCACCAAUGAACACAACUCUCGCAUGCUUAGGAUGGCGGCAGAGGCGUAUGCGAUUAAAGGCCUCCAGGCAGAAUAUUUCAUGGCAUCGGAAAACAGCAAUGGUACUUCUAACAAAAAAUCUGCCCGGAAUCGAGGCAACCCCAAGAAGUACUUGGAGAGAUCAACUGAAGUAUGCUUCACUUUCUUGAAGUGCCUAGACAGUCUACGCGGCUACGGGGGCGGAGGAGGAUCUGUUGCGAACUUGGCAGGAACCACUCCAACGUCUCCGGUCGGCGGGAUGUGGACUGCCGGAUAUGUGAAUCAGAACUCGGGAUCGGCAGCAACCAGCCCUGUGUCCCUACAGAUGGGCAGCACAACUGCUCCGAAUGUGACCAAUUUCUUAGAGUAUGCGGUGCACAGGGUGCCCUCGAUGCUGUUCAUGGAGGAGAACAUAAGUGGAAGUGUGGGAAAACUGAGAGAUGACCUGCAGAAGUCGGAAAUACGACACGCUUCUGAGCUAAGAGCGCUUUUGGCGAGACAGUUGGCCGAAAUUCUGAUGCGUUUCGUCAGCGACCAUAAUUACACGUGUCUCUUAGACCCCUCCCAGCUCAAUUCUCUAGCGAGGAUCGCGACGGAAGACCUCACAGCAUCUCUCGGUGUAUCGGGUCGCAACUCGGCGGCGAGGGGUCUGAUGCCAAAUCCGGGAGCGAACAUCUCUCAGAGUACGAAUAAUCUGACAAAAAUGAAGAGCAGAACUUCUACUUUUCCCAACAUGGAAGUAGGCGGCCACACUGAGAGUUAUGUGCCCCAGAGUAGAAUGGAGGAGAUCCUGCUGCUACUCCUAAUCACAGAAGCCCUCAUCUCGAAGGAGUUGGUGUUGGACAUGGGGAGUGAACACGAAGUGUUGCGGACGAAGAAGUUGAAGGAGGAGAAGUUUGUGCUGGAUCUGCUGACCAUAGUGCUCUCCAAUGGACAGCAGUACAAUCUACUCUCACAGGCUGUCGAACGUGGCAUGUCAGUUGCGUUCGAGGACAAGGAAAUGUGGUUCAAAUACGCUCUCUCCUUAAUCAGUGCCCGCAAAUACGCCAGGGGCAUCAUAGUGCUACGCGAGUGUGCCAAACUGGACCCUACCAACUACCUCUACCACAGUCUCAUUGCCAGAGUAGCUCUGCAGAAUAUCCGGGAACCUCUGGUUGCCAUUGAGAGUCUGGAGAAGGCGCUGGAAGCCAGUGGGAAAAGUGCAGAUAUGACAUGUUAUGAUGAAGCCAAGAUCUAUUUAUUGAUGGCUGUUGCGUAUGCGAUGAAGGCCGAAAGCUCAACUGUUAAUAUUAGCGAUAAAAACCAAGCGUGGGAGGCUGCGAGAAAUCAUUUCGCCAAAGCUUACGAGCUUGAUGACAUGGAGCCCAUUAUUGCUUACAACUACGCUUUGUGUUUGGCCAAAGCUCGCAGGAUCUCAGAAGCGUGUCGUCUUAUUAGGGACUACGAGGAUUUUCCUCCCGCCCAAGAGCUGAAUAUUUUGCUGCUGACAUCCAUGAAGAAGUACGUAGAUGCAUUGGAUCUGGUGGCUUCAUAUCUAGAAGGAAAUGCAGAGAAUUUGACGUUGUUAUUUCUGAAGACGGCCAUAGAAGAGAAGAUGUAUGGGCCGAGUGUGGCAGCCAGGAAUCUGAAGACUAUGGCUGUCCAGAUGACCCGACUCGGAUUCCCUUCAUUCUUUUUCAGUGAUGGCCAGUCUGUGACAGCAGCCAGCGUGGAUCGGCAGCUGAGUGCUGCCAGUGUGGGCGGAGGAAUGGGAGUGGGAGUGGGAGGGGGUGCUCCCACACUGACAGCCCAGAAUACCCUGAACAGCACCCUGGGCAGAUCGCAGGCGUCUGAGUUGUUCACUCUGAGGGUGAAUAGUGCCUCGAUAGAUGGAUGGAACACGGAUGGUCAGAUGAGUCGAAGUGGGGCUGCCGCUUCCAUGAGUUUCCUCGACAACUACACCUUGAGUGAGGGAGGCCUUGCUUCGUCUAUGGACUCCCCGCGUCACAGCGGCAGCCACCAGAUGGGAGGGGGAGGAGGCAACAGCAUCGGAGUGUCCCCGGAAGACGAUGUGAACCUGAACAUCUGGAUCGUGAUGCUGGAGUUCUGUGUGAAGACUAAUAACCACAAGCAGGCCAAGGACUGUCUGCAGGAGUUCACCAAGUGCAUCAGGAGUGAGAGUGCAAUGUACCACUACCAUUAUGCUAAUGGCAUCUUGGCCGAAGAAGAUGGCAACAUGGAGGAUAGCAAAAGUUUCUACAAACAGGCACUCGUGUUCAACCCACGUGCAGUAGAUGCACGAGUUAGAUUGGCCACUUGUCUCAUGAAGGAGGACUCUCUGGAGUGUGGGGAGAAGGUGUUGAGAGAGUGCAUCCAAUUGAACCCCUACGACGAGAAGAGCUGGGGUUUGCUGGGAGAAAUACUGAAGGAAAAGUGUGAUGAAACAGGAGCGAGUGAGUGUAUGAGAACUGCGUGCAAUUUGGAACGAACAGCUCCCAUCAAGUGUUUCGACACCUUCCUCAAUUGGGCUAUUUGAACAGAGCUUUCCUCAUUUGCAAACAAAGAUGCUCAUAUCCGUGCCAAAAGCACAUCUUAGCCAUGUGCUGUUGAAUAAACGUGGGGGGGUCUCGCCAGGAUGGGGAUCACGAGAAGAAAUUAGCGAGGAAUGACAAGCAAACCUCUUAAAUUGUAUAUUGAAAUUUAAAAUGCAAUAUAAUGGUGAAUUUUCCAAAUUUUGAUUCCAAAAUUAUUUAGUUUGCAAUUUAGCGUCGGUAAAUGAA
Molecule: messenger RNA, 4136 nt
Organism: Symsagittifera roscoffensis
Lineage: Eukaryota; Metazoa; Xenacoelomorpha; Acoela; Convolutidae
Product: tetratricopeptide repeat protein 7B-like
Exons: 17
Coding region: 1040-3892 (950 amino acids)
Molecular function (GO): protein binding
Source: RefSeq, a predicted model, not a curated record